AUGGGUAAAAUUGAAAUAGAAAGCGAUUAAUCUGAUAAUGAAAUCGAAGUUGAAGAGCAAAAGCCAUCAAAAAAGUAGAAGGUUGCUCUUCAGAAAGUAAAAAAAUCUAAGAUUAUUCAGAAAGAGAAAACCAAAAACCAAUCUUUGUAAGAAAGAAUGGAUACUGAAAAAAAGAAUGAAAAUAAAUUUAAAGGAUUAUAAAAAGCAACCAAUUAAUAAUAAGUUAUCAGAAACCCUGAGUUAUACAAAAAAUUUAUAGAAAAAGUUGAAAGUAAUCCUAGCUUGACUCAUUUAGUAGAAAGUUUUAAAGGAUAAGAUAAGUCUAAAAAUGCAGCAACAGCAGUUUAAAAGAAAGCAGUCCUGUCAAGAGGUUAAAGAAAAAGAGCUGAAAAUAAAAAGAAGAUUUUGAAAAAAAAUCUCUUUAAUGAAUAUUUGAACAAAACAGUAGAAAGUAAGGGAGAAACUGAUAUUGAUUUAGAUGCUUUGAAGUAUGACUUAGAAGGAAUAGAAAAAAAUUCAAAAGGCCAAAAAACCUAAGAGAAAAAAUAAGAUUUAACAAGGGGUGUUUCAAAUAAGAAAAAACUAAAAACUAGCAACCGUGAUAUCUAACAAGUUUAAUAGAUCUUGUAAUUUAAGCCUUUCCUUAACGACCCUCUUAAAGCCAUGAAGGAACACAUUUAAAAUACUUUAAAAAUGCAAAAGAAAAUGUGA
This is a messenger RNA of Tetrahymena thermophila SB210, 711 nucleotides long. RefSeq lists its product as hypothetical. The transcript is spliced from 4 exons. Lineage: Eukaryota; Ciliophora; Oligohymenophorea; Hymenostomatida; Tetrahymenidae. The record is from RefSeq and is a predicted model, not a curated record.